Messenger RNA from Acaulospora morrowiae, 551 nucleotides. Lineage: Eukaryota; Fungi; Glomeromycota; Glomeromycetes; Diversisporales; Acaulosporaceae. The record is from the annotation of a GenBank genome assembly.
GGACAAGUAUAUAAUUUAACAGAAGACAAGAGCAGAUACAUGCAACGUUAUUAUGAUUCCAGAGAGUCCACAGAGGCGUUGGGUAAAUAUCAUGAGAGAGUGGAUUUGGAAGAUCUACUAGAUCGCCCGGAAAAAUUGUUACAUUUCGGAAGUGUGUUUGGUUCAAGUCGUUUGGUGAUACGAUUACAAAGUAGUAAAGUGUUUUGGAAUAACCUACAGCGUGAGAUGGUGCCUAAUAAUCCAAUAAUUCUGGAGAUGGUGGAUAUGAUUAUAAAUAAAAUCGGAAAAGAAAAUAACUACGUGGGUGUUCAUGCACGAUUAGGGGAUCAUUUCUCGAAACAUUCAGAAAAGACAGUUCAGAAACUCAUCGACAACCUGAAGCGUGAUUUUUCUGGGCAUCGGUCCGGCACUAACCAAGACAAUGAAAUAAAUCUCGACUUCAAUAAAACCUGUUAUCCCAAAUUUGAUUCCAAAUCUUCAAUCAUAAUAUACUUGGCAACCGAUGCUCACCGAAAAGCCGAAUGUCUUCGUCCGUUCAUUGAAAUGUUUCC